Molecule: messenger RNA, 1105 nt
Organism: Oncorhynchus kisutch (coho salmon)
Lineage: Eukaryota; Metazoa; Chordata; Actinopteri; Salmoniformes; Salmonidae
Product: receptor-type tyrosine-protein phosphatase mu-like
Exons: 7
Biological process (GO): protein dephosphorylation
Molecular function (GO): protein tyrosine phosphatase activity
Source: RefSeq, a predicted model, not a curated record
CUUUCUGGUAAUUUCCAUCUCUUUCUGUGUUCUGAUUGUCUGUUGUUUGAUAUUGUGCCGUUGUGUCCAUCUUUAUGCUUUUUCCAGGAGCAAUAUGUCUUCAUCCACGACGCCAUCUUGGAGGCGUGUCUUUGUGGUGACACCACCAUUCCAGCCAAUCAGCUGCGCUCGGUCUACUAUGAAAUGAACCGAUUGGACCCCCAGACCAACUCCUCCCAGAUCAAAGAGGAGUUCCGGACUCUGAACAUGGUGACUCCCACGUUGCGGGUGGAGGACUGUAGUAUCGCCCUGCUCCCCAGGAACCACGAGAAGAACCGCUGUAUGGAUGUUCUUCCUCCUGACCGCUGUCUGCCCUUCCUCAUCACCAUCGACGGAGAGAGCUCCAACUACAUCAACGCUGCUCUUAUGGACAGUUAUAAGCAGCCGUCAGCGUUCAUCGUGACCCAACAUCCUCUGCCCAACACAGUGAAGGAUUUCUGGAGGCUGGUGUUGGACUACCACUGUACCUCCAUAGUGAUGCUCAAUGAUGUCGACCCUGCACAGCUUUGUCCUCAGUACUGGCCAGAGAACGGCGUGCAUCGCCAUGGGCCAAUCCAAGUGGAGUUUGUCUCAGCUGAUCUGGAGGAGGACAUAAUCAGUAGAAUAUUCCGGAUAUACAACGCAGCACGGCCUCAGGACGGGUACCGUAUGGUGCAACAGUUCCAGUUCCUGGGUUGGCCAAUGUACCGAGACACUCCCAUGUCCAAACGCUCCUUCCUCAAGCUCAUCAGACAGGUGGACAAAUGGCAGGAGGAGUAUGAUGGAGGAGAGGGACGCACUGUGGUGCACUGUCUUAACGGAGGAGGCCGCAGUGGGACGUUCUGUGCCAUCAGUAUCGUGUGUGAGAUGUUGCAACAUCAACGUUCUGUAGACGUUUUCCACGCCGUCAAAACACUGAGGAACAACAAACCCAACAUGGUCGACCUACUGGAUCAGUACAAGUUCUGCUAUGAAGUAGCUCUGGAGUAUUAGAACUGUGGAUAAACAACAGUCUCAGCCUGGACGCAGAACUGUGGAUAAACAACAGUCUCAGCCUGGACGCAGAACUGUGAACGACACGGGGGGG